AUGUCCGGAAACCCAGGUGAGGAGAACGCAGAGUUGGACAAGCAAGUCGAGCAAUGGAAGAUCAAGAAGUUGAUCAAGAACCUCGAGGCUGCCAGAGGUAAUGGAACAUCUAUGAUCUCUUUGAUCAUUCGUCCAGGUGAUCAGAUCGCAAAGGUGUCAAAGAUGCUUGCUGAUGAGUUUGGAACUGCUUCGAACAUUAAGUCUAGAGUGAAUAGAUUGUCGGUGCUCGGCGCCAUCACGUCGACCCAGCAGCGUCUCAAGUUGUAUAACCGUGUGCCAGAGAACGGACUGGUGAUCUACUGUGGCACGAUCAUGACGGACGAGGGCAAGGAGAAGAAGGUCAACAUCGACAUUGAGCCAUUCAAGCCCAUCAACACGUCGCUCUACCUGUGCGACAACAAGUUCCACACGGCCGCUCUUGGCGAGCUGCUCGAGUCGGACGAGAAGUUUGGAUUCAUCAUUGUCGACGGUAACGGAGCCUUGUUCGGUGUGCUGUGCGGUAGCACCCGUACCGUCCUCCACAAGAUCACAGUCGAUCUGCCCAAGAAGCACGGCAGAGGAGGUCAGUCUGCCCUUCGUUUCGCCCGUCUUCGUCUCGAGAAGCGUCACAACUACGUCCGCAAGGUGUCUGAGCUUGCUACUCAGUUCUACAUUACCAAUGAUAGACCAAACGUUAGUGGACUGAUCAUUGCCGGUAGUGCUGACUUUAAGAAUGAUUUGAACACUUCUGAUAUGUUCGAUCAGCGUCUUCGUGAGAAGGUGUUGAAGAUUGUCGAUGUGUCUUAUGGUGGCGACAAUGGAUUCAACCAGGCUAUUGAGCUGUCGGCCGAGGUGCUGUCCAACGUCAAGUUUGUCCAGGAGAAGAAGCUGAUCACCGCCUUCUUUGACGAGAUUGCGCAGGACAGUGGCAAGGUGUGCUUUGGUGUGGCCGACACCAUCAAGGCGCUGGACAUGGGCGCCGUGCUCACCCUCAUCGUCUUUGAGAACCUCGAGGUGACACGUUACGUCAUCCGUCUGCCAACGCACGACAAGGACACCGUGCUCUACCUGACCAAGGACCAGGAGAAGGACCAGUCUUUCAUGAAGGACCCCGAGUCGGGUCUCGAGUACGAGAUGGUCGACCAGAUGCCCCUGGUCGAGUGGUUCGCCAACAACUACCGCUCGUUCGGUGCUCACCUCGAGUUCAUCUCCAACCGUUCACAGGAGGGCUCGCAGUUCACCAAGGGUUUCGGAGGUCUCGGUGGCAUUCUGCGCUACAAGCUCGACCUCGCCACACUCAACGACUACGACAACCUAGGUGAGGAGAACGAGUUUGACUCUUCCGACAGCGACUUUUGA
This is a messenger RNA of Acytostelium subglobosum LB1, 1338 nucleotides long. RefSeq lists its product as hypothetical. Gene Ontology annotation, biological process: cytoplasmic translational termination. The transcript is spliced from 3 exons. Gene Ontology annotation, cellular component: cytosol; translation release factor complex. Bases 1 to 1338 code for a protein of 445 amino acids. The record is from RefSeq and is a predicted model, not a curated record. Lineage: Eukaryota; Evosea; Eumycetozoa; Acytosteliales; Acytosteliaceae. Gene Ontology annotation, molecular function: sequence-specific mRNA binding; translation release factor activity, codon specific.